GUUAGUGUAUUCCACUCGUUCAUAAUUGCAUUAAUUAAUGCCCAACUCCAGUCGACAACGAUAACUGAGAAUAAUGGCCAGCUAAAACGUUUAGUUCGCAAAAAUGUUUCUUUGUUAAUUACUAACGAAUGGCUGGCCAUCUACACCUAAUAUUUUAGGUAUGUACGCAGGGCACUCCCCCUACAAAUAGUAAAAAGUUGAUCUAAAUCCGAGAGCAACAUCAUGCGGCCUCUCCUACUAUUUCAAAAACAGAAAAAAAAUUUGAUCGAAAGAAAUUCUUGAAUUAUAAAAGGAUAUGGAAUAACAAUCAGGGAAAUAUACGAAGUAUUGUACUAAAUGUAUUACAAUCUCGAUCCAAAGAUACAACGAAUAUUAUGACAAAAUCUGUACAUGAAGAGACUACUUCAAAACGUUGUAAUGAAACGUUACACAAAAUAAAUUAUGAACCGUUACACAAUAGUUUAGCUACACCACAGCGAUGUACUGUAAGAUCGACGCGUAAAUUACUUUUUAAUGAAAAUGACAUGGAAAAGUUGACUGAUAUUGAUAUGCAAUGCGAAAGUACCAUAGAUUGCGUGAAUAAUAGUGAUAAUACAUUUAGCAGUAAAGGUGACAAUAGUGACAGUUCUAUACAAUUUCAUAAAAAAAAUGACAAGAAAAAGUUGACUGAUGUUGAUAUGCAAUGCGAAAAUAACAUAGAUUGCGUAAGUAAUAGCGAUAAUACAUUUAAUAGUAAAAGCGACAAUAGUGAUAGUUCCAUACAAUUUCAUCAAAAGAACGUAAACUUACAAGUACAAAAGAAAUUUUCCAUUUUGCAAGGACGAUUUCAUAUUCAACGAAAUAUCAUUUUUAACGAAUAUGAAAUCAUUAACAGAGAUAAAAUACGAGAAAUAAUACAAUACAAUAUGGUACAUUUGCUACAUUUUCUAUGUCCGUUAAAGUUUUAUGGCGGAAUACGACGUAACAGUGAUUGUUUAGUAGCAUACGCAAAGUGCAGAUACAUCAGUCAUGUACAACAAUUUAAGUUUGAUAUAGAGAAUUUAAAUAAUGCUAUUGUUGAUGUAUUUGUUUCAAGUACAAAAUGUACUGAAAUAUUGCACAAAGGACCACCUAUUUUUUUAAAUUUAAAAGGUGAAUCGCGAGAUCAGGCAAAGUUAAAAAUGAAUUAUAUAUCUCCUCGAAUGUUGCAAUUAAAAAUAUUGGAAAAUGUGGAUCAUGAACUUGCUAAUGAUGGAUAUUUUGAAGAAUUGCGUAGACUUAGUACUUAUCAAAAAACAAAAUCUGAGGAAAAUAAAAAAAAUGACUCAUAUCUUUCUUCAUACGAUUUAUCUGAUUUAUUUCAGAAAUAUAUUAUAGAUCAAGAAUCUAAUGAUCCAUAUAUACGAAAUGUAAGUUUGCCAUUCCAUGUAUACAAUAUGUAUACAGAGGAACAAAUUAAUGUAUUGGAUAAAAAUGACAUUAUAAUUCAUUUUGAUGCUACUGGCUCUAUUAUCCGUAAACCAAAAGGUAUAAAGUGCAAACGCAUUCUAUAUUAUGCAAUCGUUGUUAAUAAGAAUGGUACUAUACUUCCAGUAGCUAAAAUGAUAACCGCAGUACACGAUAUUAAUGCAAUUAGCAUAUUUUUAAAAACAUUCCGACAUUUUUUGCGAACUAAACGUUUUAGCUGGCCAUUAUUCUCAGUUAUCGUUGUCGACUGGAGUUGGGCAUUAAUUAAUGCAAUUAUGAACGAGUGGAAUACACUAACAGUAUCACAAUAUUUAGAAGAAGUUUACAUAACGCUUAAUAAGAAAGAAAUAAUACGUUCAAACUUAAUUGUUGUACAUAGCUGUUGUGCACACUUUCAAAAGCGCAUUUCGUCUACUAUUUCUAACAAAUUUUCGAAAAGUAUUAAAAAUAAAAGUCUCAUAUUAGAGUGCAUGGGUAUAUUGAUACAUUGUAACACUUUAGACGAUUUAGAUUAUUGUUAUGAAAAAUUUAUGAUCAUAUUAUUGACAUCAUCUAACAAAGAGGCUCAUAAUAUUAUAGUAUUAUCAAUAUGAAAA
Molecule: messenger RNA, 2042 nt
Organism: Nylanderia fulva
Lineage: Eukaryota; Metazoa; Arthropoda; Insecta; Hymenoptera; Formicidae
Source: RefSeq, a predicted model, not a curated record